AUGGGUACCCCUUGCACAGUAAACUCCAAACGUGGUCUUAGAUCCAGCGGUACCGUCAUGUGGUCGAUUUUCUUGAUCUUUCAUCUCAACCUGCUGGCUCACGUGACCAAGGCUGAUGACAGUGUACCUGACUUCGACUGUGAUUUUGAUAUGGAUUUAUGCGGGUGGAAUGCAGACCUAACGGGUGCUAUCAGCUGGACCAGACUAUCAGGACCUACACCGACCCCCGAUACCGGGCCGUCUUCAGACCAUACAUCAGGGUCAGGAUUCUAUCUCUACACCGAGGCUGGGGAUCAAGACUACGGUGCAAUGGCGACCUUGAUAUCACCUUCCAUCCCAGCCCUGGGCACGGAUGGUGCUUGCGUAACCUUCUGGUAUCACAUGUUGGGUAGUACCAUGGGAAAACUCUUCGUCUACAACCCAGAGAACAAUGAGAGAUGGACGAAGAGUGGUAACCAAGGCAACGUCUGGCUGCAGGCGAACGCCUGGCUAGAACCAUCGUCUGAUGCAACACAGGUCUUUAUCACAGGCAUGAUUGGCGGGAAACACUACUCUGAUAUCGCUAUUGAUGACGUCAUGAUCCAUAAUGGAUAUGUGUGUGAGGAAUCAUCACCCGGUCCCCAUGAUUGCGACUUUGAGGCUGACCUGUGUGCAUGGAACCAAGACAUUGACAACGACAUUGACUGGACCAGGGCAUCAGGACCCACUGGCACGGCUGGGACAGGACCAGCAGCUGAUCAUACCAAGGGAGAUGAAACCGGUUACUACAUAUAUGUGGAGCCUAUUGAUGAGGGCUCCUAUAACACAGCCAGACUGGUAUCCGACACCAUUCUCAACUCUGAUGACAACGGAACGUGUAUGGAGUUUUGGUAUUACAUGUCCGGUACCUUCUAUGAAACGAUAACAGUCUAUAAAUGGAUCGUUGGUCCCAGCGAUCAGGAGGAUGUCAUGUGGCAGGAAGAUCAGUCACGUGGCCCUCAAUGGAAUCAAGUCCUUAUACACUUCACAGACACAGACUAUUACCAGGUUACCUUUGAAGUAGAAACCUCGUAUUCUAGCACGGCGGAAGUUGCACUAGAUGACAUUGUAUUCCAUGACGGCAAAUGCAAAACGCCAGAUCAAUGUACCUUUGAGAACGAUGAUUGCAGCUACAUCCCUGGCUCUGGGAGCGACUUCGACUGGACCCUGGUAGAGGCAAACUCUGGCGGGUCGAUACCGCCAACUGACGUCACCUACAACAGUGCUGAAGGCCACAUGCUCUUCGCUGAUCUGUCAUCUCUGACAUCCAAUAGCCUGACAGGAAUAGUAGAAACCGGUUAUCUAGAUUCUACAGACGCUGAUGGGAGAUGCUUUCAAUUCUGGUACUACAUGGGUACAUCCGGGGUCUCUGUGUUAAUGGUGUAUAUGGAGACAGAGGUAGGUCAACGCACUAUGCUGUGGGAGAUGGAUGGAGGUACUCAUGCGGACGAAUGGCAUGUACAGGAAACAAACCUGAUCAACCCUAGUAGCAGAAUGAAGGUGUCGUUCGAAGCGAGCACCACUGAUUUCAAUCAAGGCGGGGGAAUCGCCGUAGACGAGAUCUGGUUUGAAGAUUCACCGUGUUCUCCGUUCGGCAGCUGCGACUUUGAGAACUCCUACUGCACCUGGAAAAAUGACAGACAAGACGAUGAGCUCAACUGGCAGCGUAUUCGUGGACCCACACCUGGCGAAGACACAGGGGCUGAUGUCGAUCAUACCUAUGGUACCGCUGCUGAUGAUGAGAGCUAG
Molecule: messenger RNA, 1767 nt
Organism: Strongylocentrotus purpuratus (purple sea urchin)
Lineage: Eukaryota; Metazoa; Echinodermata; Echinoidea; Camarodonta; Strongylocentrotidae
Product: MAM and LDL-receptor class A domain-containing protein 1-like
Exons: 11
Coding region: 1-1767 (588 amino acids)
Cellular component (GO): membrane
Source: RefSeq, a predicted model, not a curated record